Quercus robur (English oak) is the source of this 2955-nucleotide messenger RNA. RefSeq names its product putative disease resistance RPP13-like protein 1. Gene Ontology annotation, biological process: defense response to fungus. Lineage: Eukaryota; Viridiplantae; Streptophyta; Magnoliopsida; Fagales; Fagaceae. The coding region runs from base 1 to 2955 and encodes 984 amino acids. The transcript is spliced from 3 exons. The record is from RefSeq and is a predicted model, not a curated record. Gene Ontology annotation, molecular function: ADP binding.
AUGGCCGAUGCAAUCUCGUUUGGUGUUGUGCUGAAGAUCAUUGAAAAAUUGGGCUCUACGACUUUCGAUGAGAUUGGAUCAAUUUGCGGUGUCAAAGAUGAGUUCCAAAAGUUGAAGAACACUGUUUCCACCAUUCAAGCUGUGCUUCAGGAUGCAGAGGAGCAGCAGGACAAGAACCAUCAAGUCAGGGACUGGCUCAUGAAUCUCAGAGACGCAAUAUAUGAUGCUGAUGACUUGUUGAGUGAUUUCUCCACUGAAGAUUUGCGGCGAAGGGUGAUGGGUGGUGAUAAAAUGGCAAAGAAGGUACGUACUUUCUUUUCGAGUUCAAACCAACUUUCUUUUCGUCUUACUAUGGCUCACAAAAUAAAAGCAAUGAGGGAGAGACUUAAUGCAAUAGCAAAUGAUAGGAACAAUUUCCAACUGGUAGAACAGCCUUUACAGAGAAGGGUUGAAACUAGGGAAAGGGACCAAACUCACUCAUUUAUAGGUGAAGAGAAAGUUAUUGGGAGAGAAGAGGAUAAGAAGAACAUCAUAGAUCUAUUAUUGAACUUUGAUGUGGAAGAAAAUGUCUCAUUCAUAUCCAUAGUUGGGAUCGGUGGGUUAGGAAAAACUACACUUUCUCAAUAUGUAUGUAAUGAUGAGAAGGUGAAGACUUAUUUUGAGUUAAAGAUGUGGGUGUGUGUCUCUGAUCUCUUUGAAGUGAAAACAAUUGCUGAAAAGAUACUUGGAUCUGCAACUAGUACAAAACUUGAAAACCUUGAUAUGGAUCAACUGCAAAAUAAACUUCGCACAGAACUCAACCAAAAGAAGUACUUACUUGUGUUGGAUGAUGUGUGGAAUGAGGAUAAUGAGAAAUGGUGUAAUUUGAAGAGACUUUUGACGGGUGGUUUAAAGGGAAAUAAGUUGGCAUAUCUAAAGUAUCUUGAUCUUUCUGAGAAUGACAUUGAAGUUCUUCCUAGUUCUAUUAUUAGAUUGCUGAAUUUGGAAACAAUAAAGCUUUCUAAAUGUGGGAAGCUUAAAGAAUUACCGAGUAGCAUUCAAAAGUUGGUUAACCUCAAGCAUCUUGAUAUAUAUGGUUGUGACAGUUUGACUCAUAUGCCAAGAGGAUUAGGGGAGUUGACUUCUCUACAGACAUUACGGCUAUUCAUUGUGAGUAAGGACACUGAAGGGUCGUCCUCCAAGCAUUGCAAUGGACUGAAAGACAAGCACCAUCUUAGAAAUUUGAAAUUAAGUUGGAAUUGGGAUGAUAAUAAUGAAGCUCAUGUCCGUGAUGCUGAAAUCUUGUUGGAUGGUCUCCUACCACACCAUACUUUAAAAUAUUUGGAUGUGGAAGGGUACCAGGGUAUAAGAUUUUCGAGUUGGCUUCCUUUGCUAACAAGCCUUGUUCAUUUGAGAAUAUGGAAGUCUGAUUGCCUAUAUCUACCGCCAUUGUAUCAACUCCCCAAUCUCCAAUAUCUAUAUCUUCAAAGUUUGGCUAGUUUGGAAUACAUAUCAGAUCAGGAAAUCAUUGAUGAGGUAUUUCCUCCAUUGGCAUCAUCGUCAACAACAUUUUUCCCAUCCUUAAAGUCACUCCAACUUUUGGAUUGCCCUAAUCUAAAGGGAUGGUGGAGAAGGGAUAUUGUAAAAGACAAUAGUGAUAAUUAUAACGAGGAUGUGCCAACAAUGACAUCAACAUUGAGUCAUCAAUCUCAGCAUCAUAUAUCAUUGCCUUACUUUCCUUGUCUUUCUUACCUGGAAAUCUUGAAUUGUAGUAAGCUGAUUUACAUGCCAUUGUUUCCAUAUCUUGAAAAAGGGUUACUACUAAACAAUGCCAACUUGAAGCCAUUGCAACAGGCAAUGGAAAUGAUGAUGGUCCCUUCCUCCUCGUCCUCUUGCCCACCUUUCUCCAAAUUAAAGCAUUUGUCUUUGUCUCAGAUGCAGGAUAUAGAAUCUUUGCCAGAGUAUUUGUUACAAAACUUGACUUCCCUCGAGUGUCUAGAGAUUUGGGGGUGCCCUAGACUGAAAUCUCUUUCUCAAUUUAUGCAAAUUUUGACCUCUCUUAAGAAGCUGCAAAUUGGUGAUUGCAAGGAGAUUGAUCUAUUUAAUGACAAGAGUGAUGAUGCCACUCAAUGUGUUACAACUCUGCAAGUGCUUGAGAUUUCAAAUGUUCCUCGCUUGAUUAAUUUACCAGAAUGGAUCAAAAACCUCACAUCACUUCGGAGGCUCAAAAUUGACGAAUGCCCCAAUCUGACAUCAAUUCCAAAAGGGUUCAGCAGCCUCACAUCACUUCAAAACCUUCAAAUUUGGAGAUGCCCCAAUCUGUCAUCACUUCCUGAAGGGAUCAACAGCCUCACUUCACUUCAAAACCUUCAAAUUUGGAGAUGCACCAAUUUGACAUCACUUCCUGAAGGAAUCAGCAACCUCACUGCACUUCAAAGGCUUCAAAUUCAUGGAUGUCCUAAUAUGAUAUCACUUCCAGAAGGGAUAAGCAAACUUAUAUCAAUUCAAAAGCUUCAAAUUCACAGUUGUCCUAAAUUGAUAUCACUUCCUAAAGGGAUUGGUAAUCUCAUAUCACUUCAAUGGCUUGAAAUUUAUGGAUGCCCCAAUCUGACAUCUCCUCUCGAAGGGAUCGGCAACCUCACAUCACUUCAGACUCUUGAAAUUGAUGGAUUGCCUAAUCUGACAUUGCUUCCUGAAGGGAUCAAAAACCUCACAUCCCUUCAGAGGCUUAAAAUUGAUGAAUGCCCCAAUUUGACAUCACUUACAGAAGGGAUCAGUAAUCUCACAUCACUUCAAAACCUUGCAAUUCGCAAUUGCCUCAAUCUAACAUCACUUCCAGAGGGAAUGUGUUGUCUCACCUCUUUACAAAGCUUGAUGAUUAGCAAAUGUCCCCACUUGGAGAGAAGAUGCCAGGAGGGAAUUGGUGAGGAUUGGCCUAAUAUUGCUCACAUCCCAAAUUUUCAAUAUCAUUUUUAA